AUGAUAAUAGUACCAACAGAUGAGGAGAGCUACAUCGUCAGUGGAACCCUUGCUUUCAUAGAGUUUGACGUGAGUGACAAAACGGAUAUGGCGUUGGAACACCUGUUGUCACGAAUGGGCUUGGAAACAAAACAGUUAAACGAAAGUCACUACACUGGCAGCCACAAAGGCAACGCUGCGAUGUCAGCACUAACGCUAUUGGCCUUUUUGUUCUUCCUGCACAUACUACAGCAAUGUUUGAAAGAACACAUGAUGGCCAUGAGCACACCGCAAGUCAUGAUAAUGACCGCGGGCAAAGAAGGCGACGAGAGUGUUGCCAAAUUGUCACGUAAUAAUAAAAUCGAUAAAACUGGUGUUCCGCGCGCGGAUGAGGCAAAUGAUGUAAAAACGUUUCCGGACGAGGAAACUGUAGCUGAGAGUCACACGAGCACCGGCCCCUCGCCGCCGGAGAAUUUUUUGAAAAUUAAAAUUGCCGAGCACAGGCCGCGAGAUGGUGCGCAUAAAUACAAAAUUAUCAAAAACCACGUAUUCAAUGACGAGAAG
Molecule: messenger RNA, 543 nt
Organism: Iphiclides podalirius (scarce swallowtail)
Lineage: Eukaryota; Metazoa; Arthropoda; Insecta; Lepidoptera; Papilionidae
Source: the annotation of a GenBank genome assembly